Messenger RNA from Alosa alosa (allis shad), 1347 nucleotides. RefSeq names its product transmembrane 4 L six family member 21b (gene tm4sf21b). The coding region runs from base 127 to 729 and encodes 200 amino acids. The transcript is spliced from 5 exons. Lineage: Eukaryota; Metazoa; Chordata; Actinopteri; Clupeiformes; Clupeidae. The record is from RefSeq and is a predicted model, not a curated record. Gene Ontology annotation, cellular component: membrane.
UUGUCCAUCACACAGGUCACGGAGAAAGAAGAAUACAACUCGGGAACACACUUUUGAUAUUUCCACUCGCCUUUUUAUUGGACAUCCAUUUCAUCUCAGAAGGAGUGCUCAUAGAAUUUCUUAAAGAUGUGUACAGGAAAGUGCGCCAAAUGCAUUGCAGUGGUUCUGUAUCCACUGGCAUUGAUAUCGAUCAUUUGCAACAUUCUACUGUUUUUCCCCGACUGGAAAACAGAAUAUGCUCAGAGUGACUCGAAUAUCGUAACACUCACACCAGAGGUGACCUACAUGGGGGGAUUGCUUGGCGGUGGUAUUAUGGUUCUUGUACCAGCCAUCCAUAUUCAUUUGACCGGGAAGGUAGGCUGCUGUGCCAAUCGCUGUGGGAUGUUUCUGUCCAUUGGGUUUGCAGCGCUGGGUGUGGUCGGCGCUCUGUACAGCAUGAGUGUGGCUGCUCUAGGCCUGUCCAAAGGGCCCAUAUGUCGCUACUGGUCUAUUGAAAACCCUAUUUUUGGACAAUGGGGCAGACCGUUUGACAAUAAUGGGACAUACCUGUCCAAUCCAGAAAGCUGGAAGUUAUGUCUUGAGCCUGAAAAUGUUGUGGAGUUCAACGUUGCCCUGUUCGCAGUCCUCUUGGCUACUGCUUGCCUGGAGCUGGGCCUGUGUGGCUUCCAGAUGGUCAACGGUCUCUUUGGCUGCCUCUGUGGAACAUGCAGAGGCAAAGAGGACGAAUGAAGGAAUGAAGAAGAACCCCCAGAAGACACACUUCACCCAAAAGAUGUGACUGAAUGACUGACAGCUGAAUGGAAUUUUGAAGCUUCAAGACAGUGACUGUAUAACACAUUUUAGUAAAUUAUACUUGAUAGCCUAAUUGUUGCUCAUAAUAUUGUGCAUGUACGAAAUGUAAAGUGGUUGGAUCCAUUUUUGUAUAUAUUUAUAUUUCUUGCCUUUCAUUUGAAUUCAGAAUGUGCCGCUGUCAGUAGUCUAACAGACCUCAAUGGGGCCUAAAUUUGAAAAGUUUGGUUCCAAAACGCUAUAUCCUCCAGUUUAAUGCAUUUUUAUUAAUCUUUUUUUUUUACAUUUUGUUUCCCAAGUAAUUUCAGUAGAACUGUAAUUGUUAUUGUUAUUUAAUUAAUCUUCAUUCAAAUCAAAACAACACAACUGCAAUUUUAUUGAUAUUAUCUGAGAUACACAAUUAAAUAACAUGAUGUAUUAAUGUUUUUAAAAAUGGAUAUAGCAUUUUGAAACCAAACUCUUAAUUUGUUUAUGCAUUUUUUGUUUUAGUUGUUGAUCAAUGGUUUUUGAAAAAAUGUUUUUAGCUAUGUUUUUAUAAAUAAAAUUCAUUCUGUCAAA